AUGUCCUCCAGCGGCGGGCAGCACUCCGCCAUGCAAGCUCCUCGGAGCGUUGCCGAAGUCGAGCAGCUCGUGAAAAGCCUCUACGUCCCCAGCACACCCGCCGUCAUCGCUGCUAUUGACGAUCAACUCAAGAAAUUGCAGUUGUCCGCUGAAGGAUGGCAGAUCGCGGACGCAUUGUUGGGCAGCGAGGAGCAGAGUGUGAGGUUUUUUGGGGCGUUGACUUUUCAGGUCAAGUUGAAUGUUGAGGGGCCGAGUUUGGAUGCGGAGGCGGCACAGACGGUUUUGAUGAGAUUGUUGUCGUGGACGGCUCAACUGGAUCGUAGAGGAGAAGGUCAACUCGUACGGAAGAAGCUCUGCGGCGCUCUUGGAACAUAUUUUCUCCAAUCGUCAACACCGUGGCAGCGACCAUUACUCCAUCUGGCGGCCUCUUUCCAUCGAGGCGAUGCUGUUCCGGAAGAUCAACUCUCCUCUGCACACGAUGCAAUAUCACAAUUCCUCCCAUUGAUGAGCGAGUCCCAGCUUGUCACUCUUUUGUGGCUUUCUAGCCAACUGGCGACUGAUGGCACUAAGAUGGACACCACGACGCCGGCACACGCCAAGCUACACCAACAAAUGGAACAGCUGGUCGACGAUGCGAGUAAGGUCAUGCAACAUGCUGUCAUGGUCCCGGUCACGCAAAUGGAGACCUCUUUCAAUCUCCGCGGCCAGCUGUUGUCUUGUUUCCUCAACUGGAUCAACUAUGCACAACCAAUGUGGAACACAAAACAGGAUGCUCUGGAACAUCUCCGACAACUGGUACCGGCACUUGCGACUCUUCUCACGAUACCAGAUGACAAUCAUGCUGAGACUCUGGAUGUCUUUCGAGAUGUCUUGGAAGGCUACACGAGUUUCUUCCAAGCUCAACACAUGGAGCUGUUGGCCAGCAUUGUGGGUCAGCAUGUAGGUCCGCAGAUGUUGGAGCAAUUACAAGCAGCAGAUCCGGAAGUUCUACCGCUGGCGCAGUUCGUUAUCGCCUACGGCGUGGCGAAUGUCCAGCAGGUCGUCGAGCAACCCGACGAUGAGCACGGCUCGAAGAUGAUAUUGCAAUUACUUCUGGCGAUUCUCGAAGGACCUGGCUUUCCCGGCGACGAUGAUGAGGUGUCGAUCCUCAGCAUCGAGUUCUGGAAUACGUACAUUGAACAUGUGAACGAUGCCGUCUACUCUAUGAAUCAGAACGAAGCGCCUCCCGCAUGGCUGGAGCGAGAUCGGGAGACCUGCCUGACACUCACGGUCCGUUUGUGGUCGAAGUUGAGGACACCGCCGGCUGAAAUCUCCAACAACUGGACACAAGGAGAAGACGAAGCAUUCCGCGAGUUCCGGAUCGAUGCUGCGGAUUUGAUGCUCUCGCUGUAUCUCCGCCUCUCCUCAGAUAUGCUGCAGCAAUUCAUCACCAUCGCGCUGCAGUCCCUACAACAACAGAACUGGCAGGAUUUGGAGGCUGCUUUGUACUGCAUCAAUACUGUUGCGGAUAAUGUGUUGGAGAAUGAGCCCGGAGAGAAGCUGUUGGCUCAACUCUUCAGCUCGCCUUUGUUCAAGGUCAUCGCGGACUUCAGUUUGCCCGUGCCGUCGGUCACUCGACGGACGGCGGUUGAUUUGCUGGGAAGCUACGGUGCUUACAUCGAGCGUCAUGCUGAAUUCCUCCCCGAUACGCUACGAUUCCUCUUCGCCUCGCUGGAGAAUGUGGGUCUCUCCCUGAGUGCCUCCAAGUCGAUUGCACUGCUAUGCUCGACAUGUCGGAGUAGUCUGACAGGAGAUGUCAACGACUUCAUCGAGCAGUACAAGCGUUUUGCAACUGGCGAAACGAGCGAGGGCUAUACCAACGAGAAGAUCAUCGGAGCCAUUGCCGCCAUCAUCCAGGCCAUGACACCCGAAUCCGCAAAAGCUCAACCUCUCUCCGCCCUCCUCGACAUCGUUGAUGGCAUGGUCGAAAAUGCAAAACAGCUCUCCAAUCCAGCGGAUGCGCACGACCUCGGCGUAUCGGCACUAGAAUGCCUGGCCAGCAUGGGCAAGAAUCUCCAAAUCCCCGACGAUGUUCCCAUUGACGUCUACGACGACGACGAGAAACCCGUCGACCCCAACAACUACUGGUCUUCAUCCCCCGGCCAAGCCAUCCAAUCCCGCAUCAUCACAACCUGCUACACCGUCCUCCAAUUCCUCCCCAACUCCGGCGAAGCCAUCGAUGCUGUCUGCCAGGUGCUCAAAUCCGGCUUCACAGAACACGAACCAGGUCCAUUCGUCUUCCCACCCUCCAUCACCGUCUCCUUCCUCGAACAAUGCACCCUCUCGACACCCAACAUCGAGUCCGUCCUCAGCAUGGCUUGCACGCUCAUCACCCAACAUUCCCGCCGCGACGCCGCCCCCAUCCACGCGGAUAUCGACCGCAUUUAUCGUCGAACCGUUGCCUUCGUUAACGAGCUCUCCGACCCCACCCGCGACCCCGGUGUCGCCCAAUCUUCCAUCGACGUCUUCAACCGCAUGAUCCCACGGUACUCCCACAUCCUCCUCGACACCUCUUCCCCAACCGGCGACCUCGUCCAACCCAUCCUCGACUUCGCCAUCAAAGCCAUCGACGGUCCGGACCUCCUCCCCAAACGCUCCGCCGCGGAACUCUGGUCGCGCAUCAUCCGGCCGCCCUCCCCGCCCGAGGACGACACAGUCCGCACCCGCCUCGCGCAGGUCAUUACCGCUUACGGACCCUUGUUAUGUCAAGCACUCAUGUGCCAAGUCGUGGGUAAAGGUCAGCGUAGCGAGCUAGACCAGCUCUGCGAGCCGUUGAAGGCGUUGAUACAGACGCAGCCGAGGAGCAGGGAGUGGCUGGAGCAGGCGCUGGGGAGUGAGGAGGUGGUGAGGCUGGUGGGUGGGAAUAUGAGUGAGGGGGACAAGAAGAGGUUUGUGCUGGGGUUGAUGGGGGUGAGAGGUGAGGUGAAGAAGACGAGGGAUAUUGUGAGGCAGUUUUAUGCGAGUUGUCGGGGGACGGUGGUUAGUUAUGGGUCUUGA
This is a messenger RNA of Zymoseptoria tritici IPO323, 3036 nucleotides long. RefSeq lists its product as uncharacterized. The record is from RefSeq and is a predicted model, not a curated record. The coding region runs from base 1 to 3036 and encodes 1011 amino acids. Gene Ontology annotation, cellular component: cytoplasm; nuclear membrane. Lineage: Eukaryota; Fungi; Ascomycota; Dothideomycetes; Mycosphaerellales; Mycosphaerellaceae. The transcript is spliced from 4 exons. Gene Ontology annotation, biological process: protein import into nucleus.